AUGAUGGAGACUUUAACCAAUAUGACCACCAUAACUGAAUUCUUGCUCAUGGGAUUCCCAGAUGACCAAGUACUGCAGAGACUGUGUGUCACCCUCUUCUUCCUUAUUUACUUGGUUGCAUUGAUAGGGAACCUUCUCAUCAUCGCCCUCACCUCCAUAGACCAGCGUCUCCAGUCCCCCAUGUACUUUUUCUUGAAGAACUUAUCCUUGAUUGACAUCUGCUAUAUCUCAGUCACUGUCCCUAAAUUUAUUAUAAACUCUCUAUCAAAUACUCAUUCAAUUUCCUUUGGGGGAUGUGUCUUACAAGUCUUCCUUGUUAUAUUUUUGGCGGGUACUGAGUUUGCCCUUCUCCUAGUGAUGUCCUAUGACCGCUUUGCUGCCAUUUGUCAUCCCCUGCACUAUGAGGUCACCAUGAACAGAGGCACCUGUAUGCAAAUGCUGAAGGCUGCAUGGCUCAGUGGGUGUCUAUAUGGAUCCCUUCAUACUGCAGGUACUUUCUCUGCCCACUUCUGUGGUCCCAAUAUAGUGCAUCAGUUUUUUUGUGAUAUUCCUUCAUUACUUAUGCUUUCUUGUCCUGGGGAGCAAAUUCUAGAAUAUAUAUUCAUCAUUGUUAGCUGUUUCUUUGCUUUCAUAUGCUUUGUUUUAAUGAUUGUUUCCUAUAUCCACAUUUUUGCCAUCAUUCUAAGAAUUCCUUCUGCCCAAGGCAGACUCAAAACCUUCUCCACCUGCAUGCCCCAUCUCACUGUGGUAACCUUGUUUCUUUCUUCUGGGUUUAUUUCAUAUUUAGGUUCAACAUCUCCAUCUUCAUCAUCACUGAACCUCUUCAUUUCUGUCUUCUAUUCUUUGUUACCUCCCAGCCUGAAUCCUGUCAUUUACAGUCUGAGAAACCGAGACAUGAAAGUGGCUCUGGGCAAUAUUUUGGGGGGAAAAUGUAUAGCAAAUAAAUGA
This is a messenger RNA of Dipodomys ordii (Ord's kangaroo rat), 948 nucleotides long. RefSeq names its product olfactory receptor 14A16-like. Gene Ontology annotation, cellular component: membrane. Gene Ontology annotation, molecular function: odorant binding; G protein-coupled receptor activity; olfactory receptor activity. The record is from RefSeq and is a predicted model, not a curated record. Gene Ontology annotation, biological process: G protein-coupled receptor signaling pathway. The transcript has a single exon. NCBI's taxonomy places the organism in Eukaryota, Metazoa, Chordata, Mammalia, Rodentia, Heteromyidae. The coding region runs from base 1 to 948 and encodes 315 amino acids.